UCCCAUAAAUCUUUCAUGACCUCUCAGGUCCUUAAGCACUAGCUGGAAGAAAUGAAAACAAGGGAGCAACUGUGUUCAACUAAAUUCAGAAAGAGACACAAGCAGAAGACCAAUCACCAGUUGGAAAUGGAGAAAGCUAGAAGGAAUAAGACACAAAUCCCUGCUUCAUGGCGUUCGCAGGAAAGUGGUGGUUGUUUCAAUAUAUAUUUUUAAAGGCACAUUAUCUCACCUCAUUAUCAUCAGAAUUUGAUAUAUCUGUCUGAGACGGACUCCCCAACAAAAACCUUGUACUUCCUUUCAGAUUAUGCCACAUCACAUUCACAGUUGCAGUGAGCAAGCCACCUACUUACCCAGAAAACAGGAGAUUCUGCACUUUCAGGCAAAGGGUUUCUUCAGAUCAAUUGUAAAGAGGGAGAAAAAAGGAAGUGGAAAAUGAAUAAUCAAACCACAGAAUUAUACGACUAUGUGCCAUCUCUAUAUGAUACCUAUAAUGACAAUUAUGACAAUUCUCCAAAACCUUGCACUAAAGGCAGCAUCAAGAAUUUUGGAUCAUACUUUCUGCCCACACUUUACUCUCUAGUAUUCCUGCUUGGCUUGGUAGGGAACUCUCUGGUCAUUUUGGUCCUGUUCAAAUACAAGAGGUUGAAAAGCAUGACCGACAUUUAUCUGCUCAACCUCGCAAUCUCAGAUUUGCUGUUUGUUUUCUCCCUUCCCUUCUGGUCUUAUUAUGCAGCAGAUCAGUGGGUUUUUGGGGAUGGAUUGUGUAAAAUCAUUUCUUGGCUCUAUCUGGUUGGGUUUUACAGUGGGAUAUUUUUUAUUAUGCUCAUGAGCGUUGACAGAUACUUGGCAAUAGUUCAUGCUGUGCUUGCCUUGAGAGCAAGAACGGUCACCUAUGGCAUCUUUACUAGUCUUAUUGUAUGGUUAGUAGCCAUUUCAGCCUCCAUUCCAGAGCUGAUAUUUAGUGAAUCCUAUAAGGAACGCAAUCAUACCACCUGCAAACCACGGUACCCUGGUAAUUCCACAAGCUGGAGGAUUUUGUCCUCUUUGGAAGUCAAUAUACUAGGGCUCAUAAUACCUUCAGCGGUUAUGAGUUUUUGCUACUCGAUGAUAAUUAAAACCUUGCUGUACUGUAGAAGUGAGAAAAAGAAUAAGGCCGUGAAGAUGAUCUUUGCUGUCAUGAUUGUGUUUUUUGUUUUUUGGACCCCUUACAACAUUGUGCUUUUCUUAAAAUUGCUAGAAGACCUGGGUGUCAUUACAAAGUGUGAAAUCAGCAAAGAUCUGGACUAUGCAAUGCAAGGGACAGAAACACUGGCUUUUUUCCACUGUUGUCUCAAUCCGGUUAUCUAUUUCUUUAUGGGAGAAAAAUUCAAGAAGUACGUGAAGUUGCUCUUUAAGAGCUGGGAGGUACCUAGAAUGUUCUUUAAACGCUGUGGACUUGUCACCACUUACCACACCGAAUCAACCAGUUCAUUCCACACACAGUCUACUGGGGAUCAAGAUGCUCUGUAAAGAUACUGCAGUGUCUACCACAGUUAGAAGAAAAACUGACAAACAUCACAACAUUAAAAAGUGUCUCAUUUAAGCUGAACAGAUGUGCAUUUAAUAAUAAGCUAGCACCUUAAAAUAAAUGUACCAUAAGCUUU
Messenger RNA from Chelonoidis abingdonii (Abingdon island giant tortoise), 1643 nucleotides. RefSeq names its product C-C motif chemokine receptor 4 (gene CCR4). Gene Ontology annotation, cellular component: external side of plasma membrane; membrane. The record is from RefSeq and is a predicted model, not a curated record. NCBI's taxonomy places the organism in Eukaryota, Metazoa, Chordata, Testudines, Testudinidae. Gene Ontology annotation, biological process: inflammatory response; calcium-mediated signaling; immune response. Gene Ontology annotation, molecular function: C-C chemokine binding; C-C chemokine receptor activity.